Solanum pennellii is the source of this 2224-nucleotide messenger RNA. RefSeq lists its product as uncharacterized. The transcript has 5 exons. NCBI's taxonomy places the organism in Eukaryota, Viridiplantae, Streptophyta, Magnoliopsida, Solanales, Solanaceae. The record is from RefSeq and is a predicted model, not a curated record. The coding region runs from base 336 to 1748 and encodes 470 amino acids.
ACUGGCAUCGUCACUUUCUCUCUGUUUCCUUUCUCUUUCACCUUUGCUUCUACCCAACGCUUCGUUUUGCCGAAUCAUUCCCUUUAUAUAUUCUAAAUCCAAUAUAAUAAUUCAUCUUUCAAGCUUUUUUUAGCUUAGUGGACUUCAACUGUAAUGGCAUUCUACUGUUUUUUUUUUUGUAUUAAACAUAUAUGUUCACAGUUCACCAUAAACACUUGGCUUUGAGUAAACCCAGUUGUCAAUCCGAUUUUUAUUUCCUAGAGAGAGAGGGGGAAAAAAGGGUGUAGUGGAAGUCCUAUAUAGAGAGAGAAACACGGAUUACAGAUGCUCUGGGCAUGGGGAAAUUGCAAGGACAGAGACUGCCAGUGCAGAACCAGAACGGCGAUGGAGUUGGUUCUACAGCUUUCUGUCAGAGAUGUUCGAUGGGUUUUUCAAGAAUCGGCUUACAAUUUAGUUUCAAGUGUAUCGCCGUUUUGCUACUGAGUAUUGCCCUUUUUCUCUCUGCUGUCUUCUGGAUCCUUCCACAUCGUUCUAAGUUAUCUGGGUUUGACGCUAAAGAGGCGAUCAAGCAUGCCGCCACUACUCAAGCAUACUUCAGAUUGGAGAAGCCAGUUUCAGACAUUGUUCCCCACAUUGCAAGACUGGAGUAUGAUAUUUUGGAUGAGGUUGCUAUCCCUAACAUGAAGGUUUCUGUCCUAUCUGUGCAUGCAGCAGGUGUGGCUAACCAGACUAACGUAAUAUUUGGUUUUCUUCCGGAUCCAGUUGAUUCUUCUAGUACUCCAGUGUACUUAAGUCUGCUGAAGUCUGCUUUAUUGGAACUGUAUCUUCGAGAUACCAAUUUGACAUUAACUUCCUCAAUAUUUGGACAACCAUCUUCAUUUGAGGUUUUGAAGUGUCCUGGUGGAAUCACUUUGAUGCCCGAGCACCUACCCUUUUGGGACCUACCUGAUGUCCUCUUCAAUUUUACUCUCCACAGCUCUAUUGAUGAAAUAAGGGAAAAUUUUAUCGAGCUGAAGGAACAACUGAUAUCUGGCUUACGUCUCAGUCAGAGUGAGAGUGUUUUCUUACAGAUAUCAAAUAAAGUUGGCUCCACUAAAGAUCCCCCAGUUGUAGUUGAAGCUUCAGUAUAUUCAGAUAUUGGGAGUCUGCAACCUCAGAGGUUAAAACAAUUGGCUCAAAUAAUUAUGGGAUCUGUUCCUAAAUCAAAUCUUGGCCUUGAUAACUCUGUUUUUGGUAAAGUGAAGCAAGUAAGUUUAUCUUCCUUUCUAAACCGUACUGUCCAUGCUGCCUCGCCUGCUCCAACUCCUGCUCCAGCUCCUGCUCCAAAUGAACCUUUGUGGCCAUCACCUUCUCCAUCACCUUCUGUUUCUUCAUCUCCAUCUCCAUCUCCAGCUCCCUUGUCCAACUGUCGUAGAUUACAGUCACAUGCUAGACAUCAUUGUGGUCCAGCUCAUGGAGAAGAACCUAGCAGCUCUCCAUCUCCUAUAGCUGAUCCACCUUCUCCUGUGACAAGCUCUGGUCCACCUUCAAGUAGUUCUGGAGUUGCAGCAAGCCCAUCAUCACAUGCACCUACUUAUCCUCCAAAACUAAGUCCCAGGGUGAAUCUUUCUCCUGGUCCUUCUCCACAAAUGUCUUCCUCAAUCUCAUCUUCAUCAUCAUCUCUUGCACCUGGCAUUUCUUACAAGGAGCUCUGCUUGUUCUGGUUAUUUGGAUUGGCAGUAUUUCAAAUCCUUGGUUGGACGUGGUGACUGUCGUGUUCUGGUUUGACAAGAUUUUAACAUCUUCAAAGAAGAAGAGAGAAGUAUACUUAGCAACAAACAACUUUAUUUGACUAGGAAUUAUAGCAUCAUUUGCCAGUUAGUUUGUGGUUACCAUGGCAAGUCACGUUAACCACACUAUAUGAACAGAAGAAAUCACAGGUCAAAGCCAAAAGGUGGCAGGACUCUGUUUGACAUCACAUGAAGACAGUUACAAAGAUGUUUUCUUCCCGAAGGGAAUGACUACUCUAGAAAACAACUACAUGCUCAUCUGCAGGUUUUCAAGGAGAUACCAGUCGUAAGAUAUGUUGGUUCAUCUUGAAAAUAAUGCAAAAGAGCUAAUAUUUUACCAUAUUGUAUAUUCUUACUCAAAACUGUACUCAGCUGCUUUUUAUGUGCUAAGCUUUUAAUCAGAUAAAACAUCAGCCUUUUGGCACUUGAUGCUAACGGGUCUUUGUUUUUUGGGA